GAGUCCUCACUAACCCUCGCUCUCCUCCUUUUUGCAAGAGAGCACACAUCUACACAGUCCGCUCCUUCUGCUUGAGUUUUCUCUUUUCUCGCUGUGGGAGUUGAACACGACACCGUCUUGUACGCGCUCUUUUUUUGCCAGCACCUCGUUCUCGCUUCCUAGUCGUUCUUCCACCCGUGUGUCCUGCCACUCUACUCUCCACUCUAUCUUGGCACUGUUGUGUUCUUCAUCGCCACCCCGCAGACAUUCCCCGUGUGCGGCCACUUUUCCUUUGGGUCCAUCUUUUGUUUGUUCUCUUCGCAUCUCAUUCAAUAGUAUUUAACUUCCAGGGCGGGGCAAUCAUGGGCAGCUGCAACUCGAGCUCGGGCACCGCGGACCAAGACCCGACGAAAGGAUACAUGUACGUGAAGCCCGACGCACGCGGCACGAAGGAGGCCCUCUUCGGUGGUCUGCUGUACCGCUACUCCGACGAGGAGCAGGGUCGCUGGACCUUUUACAACAACUCGAAGGAUUACGAGUUCCAUAUCAAGUACCUCUUUGGCGCAGACAGCCGACUGGAAGCGUUAAGCGACUCCACGUUGGAGGUACAGGAUGACGGUAUCCUUGUCGAAAUGGUGCUCUACCCGCUGGAGACGAAAAAAUUUGUGCAGGGCACCAUCGACGGCUACGAGAGCAAGUUGGAGGCGCUUCCGCUGACGGAGGAGUACUUCGCGCAGCACCCGGAGUUGAAUGAGGCGGAGUACUACCGACGUCUUGAAGCACCAAAGAGCAGCAGGUUCUAA
This is a messenger RNA of Leptomonas pyrrhocoris, 782 nucleotides long. Its product is annotated as calpain-like cysteine peptidase Clan CA family C2. The transcript has a single exon. Bases 342 to 782 code for a protein of 146 amino acids. NCBI's taxonomy places the organism in Eukaryota, Euglenozoa, Kinetoplastea, Trypanosomatida, Trypanosomatidae. The record is from RefSeq and is a predicted model, not a curated record.